This is a messenger RNA of Brachypodium distachyon (stiff brome), 1314 nucleotides long. RefSeq names its product F-box protein At4g22280. The coding region runs from base 201 to 1265 and encodes 354 amino acids. The transcript is spliced from 4 exons. NCBI's taxonomy places the organism in Eukaryota, Viridiplantae, Streptophyta, Magnoliopsida, Poales, Poaceae. The record is from RefSeq and is a predicted model, not a curated record. Gene Ontology annotation, molecular function: protein binding.
GCCGGCACGUUCCCCUCCCUCCCACCCAAGCCACCCUCUCCUAGCUACCUCACCGUCUCGCCGGCCGCCGGCGCCACACGGAGCUCCGCCGCCGCGCGGCGACGGAGCGCGAGAUUACCCGCGCUUUCGUUCUCCCGGGGCUGCCGCUCACCAUCUGUUCAAGUGAAUGCUCCGGAGAUCAAUAGUUCCUUUUUUCUCCGAUGAUGAUUAUCUCCAAUAAGCGCAUGCGACCAACAGGGUUUGAGGACAUCACCAGUGACGGGAUCAGCAGCCUCCCCAAUGAGAUUCUCCACCACAUCCUGUCUCUCAUGCCUGCACGGGAAGCAGUGCAGACAUGUGUGCUGUCAACGAGGUGGCGCUAUGUUUGGAAAUCUUUGCGAUGCCUUAAAAUUGAGGGACCCGAAUUCUCCAGCAUGGAGAGAUUUGUAGAGUUCAUGGACAACUUACUACUGGAGCGUGACUCUGUCCCUCUAGACAGCUUUUGCCUUGUCAGCUGGAGCAAUGGUGCUCACUGUCUCAACCAUCCUAGAGCCAACCAGUGGAUCUCCCAUGCUCUUACUAACAAAGUUUGUGUGCUUCGGGUAGUUGAGUACUAUGAGCUAUUUAAUCUAGAUCCCUAUCCAUUCAUUUCAGUGCAUCUGAAAGUACUCAGUCUCAAUUGUGUUUUCAUCAGCGCCCUCUUCAUUGAGAAUCUCCUUUCUAACUGUCCAGCAUUGGAAGAUCUAACAAUGAUAGGCAGUCGUGUUCUUGCCACCAAAUUUUCUUCUCGCACUCUGAAGAAUUUAACCUUUAUCUCACUUGGCCCCAAUGACGAUUACGAUGUUCAUGAUGAUUUUGAAGAUCUUGUGAUAGAUACCCCUAAUCUCGUUUCACUGCAUCUGGAAGACCUUGCACUUUUAGCUCCUUGCCUUGUUAAUGUUUCAUCUGUGGUAAAGGCCUCCUUUCGUUUGGACGAGGAGUGUUUCUCCAGUUCUGAUGCAAACUGCAACAUUCUCAGUGCUCUGUCAAAUGUUAUGAAGUUGAAGUUGGUGUCUCGACCUGACAAUGGCACUUCUCAGGAGACGGAGACGGUAAGCAAGGUACUAAGAAGAGAUCUCUGGAGGUGCCAGGCAUUCAGCAACCUGAAAUCCUUGUCUGUUGGUGACUGGUGUGUGGAUGCUGACCUCAGUGCGCUGCUCUACUUUCUUAGACGCUCGCCUGUCUUAAAGAAACUUGUCUCAGUGCGGCUGGAGCUUCUGGUUGGGGCCACCAAAGGCACAACCUGAAGUCUAAGAAAACAGACAUGUCGUUUAAUUGUGAACAUCUUAAGAGGGU